This is a messenger RNA of Candidozyma duobushaemuli, 4473 nucleotides long. RefSeq names its product cyclin-dependent serine/threonine protein kinase (gene SSN3). Gene Ontology annotation, cellular component: nucleus; mediator complex. The record is from RefSeq and is a predicted model, not a curated record. Gene Ontology annotation, molecular function: RNA polymerase II CTD heptapeptide repeat kinase activity; cyclin-dependent protein serine/threonine kinase activity; ATP binding. Gene Ontology annotation, biological process: protein phosphorylation. The coding region runs from base 1 to 4473 and encodes 1490 amino acids. The transcript is spliced from 4 exons. Lineage: Eukaryota; Fungi; Ascomycota; Pichiomycetes; Serinales; Metschnikowiaceae.
AUGAUCCAGGAUAUCCAUUUGGAUGUUUCCCAAAACCACUUGGCGAAUGACGCCCAUGACAUUCUGUCAUCUGGGUAUUCCAAAGAGGUCUAUUUUUACAUUCAGAAGACACUUUGGGCCGAGAACCAGCGUUUCGAGAGCAACGUAUCUGAAGACAACUUUUGUGGUUUGGAAAUGCAGAGACGCCAGUGGGAUUUCUCAUGGAAGAUUGAGCAUUAUGUUGAUCAAAAAGUGGGUCCUUUGAGAACAAAGCAUUUAGAAUUAGCCAAAAAUGGCGAUGCUCCAUUGGAGAAGCAACUACUUGACCAGAUCUCCUGGCUAAACAACCACAAAGUGUUCCAACAAGUAAAAACCAGGGUCUACACAAGAAGAUGCACAGAUGCCUUGGACAGUUCCCUUGAGUCCAGGAAAAAGCAAUAUGAGAACAGCCAACUUCUUGAGUUCUUUGGCCUCCUAUUUCUUCCAAUGGGCAUGAUGUUUGUUAUCAUGUUUUGUAGCCAGAGCAAAGCACGAGCUUGUGCGUUGGCUGGCCUCUACGUCUUGAUUAUGUUUGCUUGUUUCUUGGCAGCAACUCUGGGGAUACUCUUGCUGGCUGAUGAAAAGUACCUGUCAGGUUGGUUUGUGAGCCAGUUCCCGAUGACUCACCUGCUUUUUGGAGUCGGGUCUGAGUUUCCUGCUGAAUCGAAGUACAGCAUCAGUAAAGAUGUUUCUGUAACUCUCAAGGCUGACUAUGCAAAGCCCUCUUGGUUCACCCAAAGAGAGUAUCAUCGAAUUGUGACUCCCGGAACGGCCAUUCCAGACAUUCUCCUUCUACAGCUUCAAAUGGAUCUGAAUUCUGUGUCCUUCAUUCUCUCGAGAAUGGUGAUUGAGCUUCAGGAAUUCACUUGUGUGUGGAGGCAUGGGAAGUUUUACAAGGAAGUGAGGAACAAGACAUUGCUUGAGAAGGAGAUGUAUCACUUUGUACGUGCCUCUGAAACGCCCUUCAAAAUUCCAAAGAAAAUGUACGACUGUGAAUUACCCGAGGUGGGUCCCAGUUUCUCAUGCCAAGGGUUCACAAGAAGCUAUGGCUUGAGAACGCACAUCACACUCUGCAGCAAAAGCCACCCCAAAAUCGCUUUGGAGUCGUUUUUCGAGUUGAAUAUGGCGGAGGUGAAGGCUGAGCGUAUCAAGCAAAGCGAUGCUACCAACGACGAAAGGUAUCUUGGGCUAAGGGCCGAAGUUCCAGAACGCUACUCCAUGAGAAGCUUUGAGCUUAAUACCGAGAUGAAAGGCAUUUUGGAGACAUAUCGCAAAUAUAUCAGCAAGCCAGAACUCUCUGGAUAUCUGCUUCGAUCAUGGCAAUGUGGUACUCGGGCGGUAUUGUACUUGGGUAUGGAAGCGUCGGCAGGUUGGAAGCCAAGAGAGAAGAUUGAACGCAAUGAUUGCUUUAAGGCGGAAACUGGAAAAGCGACCCACCUUGCCGUGAAAAUGAUAGACCGGCCCAUCCACGGCGGCGAAAGCUCAACUACUCAAAAACCCUAUCUUGCAGUGUGUAUGAUGCACGGCAAACAGGUUGCUGGAAACCUCUCGAAUAUCGAUUUUGGAAGAUUCAAAAGAGCAUCCUGCGUUUCUUUUUACACCAUAGAGGACGAGCAAUUCCCUCUAGCAGUUUGUCUUGGCCGGCCUGCUGGUGGUUGCUUUGAAAGGCAGUGUAGAUGGAACGAUACAUUUCUUGCGACCCCAGGAACGAAACUAUAUGAUGUGUUUGAUAUCAAGUUUGUGCUUCCGAUAAGCUUUGAGGAGGCCAAAAGAAAUGGCUUGAAGCGAGACAUUGUCUUUCAACUACAGCGGAUCGAAAUUGAUCGUAUCAACUGUGAAUGUCACAAAUAUUGUAAUCACUCGAGAAAGACACUUUUGCUCAGUAAGAAUCUCAAAAACAAAAAGGGGUGUAACUUCCUGUGGAGGUCAUUUCACGAUGUGGUUCCCGGCAGUCCUCAUGCUCGUGCCAUUUCCAUCCCUGCUCAUGUCUUUGAUAUCAGCAUUCCAAAGGAUGAGAAGCUGUUUCUAAUGGAAGUGUCUUACAACCGCAACACCGCGUUGAAAGGAACAUUGUUCUUUUCUUCGUUUGGACGCAACUACACAUUCACCUGGACCUCGAAGCUACAAGUUUCUGAAUCCAGUACGAUGCUGUUCAUUGAGUUCAUGAAACAAAAAUCAACCCAUAUCAUCAUUUUGAAUAUCGUGGUUAUUGCAAUCGGUCUUGUGGGAUACCUUACCUCGAGCGGGUUUGUUUACGAUGCUUAUACUUCCAUCAAAGCAGACGAAGAAUGGAGGUCUAUGAAUUCUUUUACUUACAAUAAACUCCUUUCAUACUACUCCGAUACUAUAGACGACAUCAACUCCAUUUUUCAGGAAUACCAACCCACUUCGCCGCCGGAACACUUACACUUUUACAAGCCAAUUGUACUUCCUGAAAUUGAUUUAGAUUUCGACUGGAUAAGGAGUGAAGGCGAGAAGCUCUUACAUGAUACUACUGCAAACAAUAUUUGCAAUUCCGACACGAUCAAAAGUUGGGAUAAGUACUUCACCAUGGUCGAGGAGAAUUUUGACAAGAUGCUGUCUGUUAUGGAGACUAAACGGAAAAUUUUUCCUCAAAGCUUUCCUGUUUGUUCUUUCAAUAAGUUUGACAAACGGAUGAAGAAACAGAUUCGUGAGCAAGGUUGGGGAAGUUCAGAGCAUUCUCGGAGAUGUGACGCGUCAAUGAAGCACAAAAAAGAAAAGUUGGAACAAUUGGACUCUUCCAAAUUGAACGCUUGGGCCUUUCUUGUGAUCUGGUUGCAGGGAAUUGUCUUGUUGAUGGCGGAUAAACAAUCCUUGAGCAUCUUGCUCGGCUUCUACGCCCUCGUUUUCUUCGUAUGCUUUAUCACAGGAGGAUGCCUUCAGAGGCAAACUCCAGAUGCAUUUCUGCCAAGGUGGCUUGCAGAAAAAGAGCUCUCUAAUAUCGGUGGUGCAUUCAUGGGAGCUUUCACCACAGGUUGCGGGUAUUUAGUAAGACUUCUUCAAGCAGAAGUAAGGGAGGAAAGGAAAGAUAGAGAGAGGCAAGUGAGGCAAGUGAGAGAGAGAAGAGCAGAAGAAGCGAGACGCAUGGCAGCAGCAGAAGCGGCACGCAUAGCGGCACGCAAAGCAGCAAUUGCACCUACCAUGAUGGCUCUGAACUCCAUUUUGACGCUAGGACCCUACAGGCACCGAAAGGACUUGAGCCGAAACUCCGUGCUUUCAAACUACACCGUUAUCGGGUACAUUGCCGCCGGAACUUACGGAAAGGUCUACAAGGCGAAGCUGAAGGUGGGAAAGAACAGCAGCUCCGAUGAUCUAGGGGAGAUGGGCCGGCAGUUUGAAAAACAGGAGACAGUGGAAGAUCAUAGGCUUUUUGCGAUCAAGAAAUUCAAGCUGGAUAACCACUCCAGCAUGGCCCAUGCCUUGGGUGCUAACAACGAGGGCGGUGCUUAUACGGGAAUCUCCCAGUCGGCGAUCCGAGAAAUGUCAUUGUGUCGAGAGCUCAACCACAAGAACAUCACCAAGCUCAUGGAAAUCAUGCUCGAAAGCAAGUCCAUCUACAUGGUGUUUGAGUUUUUCGAGCACGACUUGCUCCAGAUCAUCCACUACCAUCUGCAUCCGGACGUGAAGCCGAUUCCCGAAACCACGGUCAAGUCGUUGAUCUGGCAGGUGCUUAAUGGCGUGACGUUUCUCCACAAAAACUGGGUUUUCCAUCGAGACCUCAAACCGGCGAAUAUCAUGGUCUCCAGCGACGGAGUGGUGAAAAUCGGCGAUCUUGGUCUCGCCAGAAAGUUCAACAAUCCGCUACAGAGCUUGUACACUGGCGACAAGGUCGUGGUCACUAUCUGGUAUAGGGCCCCCGAGCUUCUCCUUGGUACUAGACACUACACUCCAGCUAUAGAUCUCUGGGCUGUGGGCUGCAUUUUGGCCGAAUUGCUUUCGCUCAGACCAAUCUUUAAAGGUGAAGAGGCAAAGUUCGACAUGAGCAACAAAAAGCUGAUUCCGUUCCAGAAGAACCAGCUCCAGAAAAUCUUUGAGAUCUUGGGCACUCCCACAGUAGAGCAGUGGCCCAGUCUCCCGAAGUAUCCCGACUACUACGCAUUCCAGCAGCAUUUCCUCCAAAAGGGGGCCACAUACCCGCCCAAUCUCAGCAACUGGUACAAGAUGAUUGGCGGGAAGAGCAAGGGCUGUUUGACGUUGCUACGAGACUUGCUUCAUUACGACCCUGUCACGAGAGUAUCCGCCGAUGGGGCGCUUGUGCAUCCGUAUUUCCUUGAGGCGCCUUUAGUCAAGGAGAAUGCAUUUGAGGGUUUGAAUGUGAAGUAUCCAAAGCGUAGGAUCUUUACGGACGAUAUCGACAUCACCGCACAGAACAACAAUUUCAACAACAAGAGACACUACGACGACGGAGCGUCGCGGAAGAGGCAGAGGGGAUAG